AUGGUCACCUUUAAUACAACCAAAAGACGGCAUCUUGUCACAACAUUUGUGACCACCGCCUUGGUGAUUUCAACCUCCACCACUAGAACCUUUGGCUUGACACCAAACUCUUCCUCCAACCGAAUACCCAAAAACAAUGACGGAUUGCAAUAUAAGGAUCGAGAAUCUAAUUAUUAUGAUAAUAACUCCUACGAAGUGUCGGAAGAGAAGGAUGCCAAUGGAAUGUUCUUGGCGGAAGAAAAUUAUGAAUGGAUGUUCGAUGAAGAGGCUGCGGCUGCGGCUGGUGAUGCUCCAGUGGACGCUGAAGCGACGGUGGAAGCUGUCAUGAAUAGCAUUGCUGCAGAAGGGGAUUUGUUAUCGCCAGACUGGGAAGAAGAAGUAGAGCGUGCCUUUCAAGAAAGAUAUGUAGAAACCUACAGCACCGACGGUACAACGUAUUCGGAUACGAUGGAAAUGGAAGAAGAAAUGGAGGAAGAUGCCGAAUUGCAUGUAGAUGAAGAUGCAGAUGAUGAAAUAUAUUAUGAAGACGAGUUUGAAAAUGAUGUCAUAUCGAAUGUACCAUCCUUUGAAAUAUUGAAGGAGUGGACUGAGGAGUACAUUGAACUCAUUGAUCUUGCCGGUGGAGGUAUGACGCGAGUAUCGGUGGGAAUGCAGCAUACGAUGCACGAUGCUUUUGUCUUCACUAGCCCAAAGGUUGGUCCUAUUGGAAAGUUGGACUUUGUUAAUCUGAUGGAGUACUACAAUGACAAUGGACUAGACUUGGCAUCAGCAGUCCCAGAUCUUUCCGUUUCGUAUGACGGUUGGCACCAGGAUCCAGAUGAUCCAUGGAGAAUAUGGGUCUUUGCACGAUAUUCGGGAACCCACUUGGGCAGUGUCAGCAUUCCAAAUUCGGGUCUCAAGUUGGCCGCACCCAAAAGGAAUGAACCUCCGGUGACAUUUACCACGGGACCGCAAGUGGAAUCUUUCUUGUGGACACCCGACAAGCAGCUUUUGUGGCAAACCAUGGGAUAUGUCGGUGAUGCCUACACGGGGUCCAAUAAGGGAUUUGGUGGUUUGGAUGGCCUCUUGGUGAGUUUGGGAUUGCCCUACCUCUACUUGGAGGCAACGAAUCCAGUCAACAAGGUUGCCAACUGGUUCUCACAAUUUCGAGGGGACAGUGCACCCAAGACAGUGUCAUCCUACAGCCGACUGCCUCAAUGGUGGCACGAGCGUAAAGCUUACGAUUGGAAUGUACAACGAUAA
Cylindrotheca closterium is the source of this 1242-nucleotide messenger RNA. NCBI's taxonomy places the organism in Eukaryota, Bacillariophyta, Bacillariophyceae, Bacillariales, Bacillariaceae. The record is from the annotation of a GenBank genome assembly.